Molecule: messenger RNA, 1474 nt
Organism: Anopheles maculipalpis
Lineage: Eukaryota; Metazoa; Arthropoda; Insecta; Diptera; Culicidae
Product: xyloside xylosyltransferase 1
Exons: 1
Coding region: 188-1441 (417 amino acids)
Molecular function (GO): UDP-xylosyltransferase activity
Source: RefSeq, a predicted model, not a curated record
AUUCUCUCCACAGCAAAAAGGAGGCAACACUCGCACGACCCGAUUAUGAAACUAGGUGCCUGUCCCGUGGACGUGCAGCGUGCAGCAGCGUGAAUCGCAACGGGAAAGCGCUCUGGCUAUUUUCGAUUGGUGGCAACGACGACGACGGUGGGGUCGGUGGUGGCUCGCGCUACCACGGAUCGGUCAGAUGGGCAUGAACAAGGUGCUGCUGGUAUUUAUUGUGGCGAGCGGGUUUCUGCUGUUCAUCUACGCCAACAGUAGCGUUUUCAACCGGCAUCUGGUGCAGAAGAAUUCGCCAGAACGAUUAGCGGCGUCGGCAGCAGCGGCCCUGGUACACCACAGCCACCAGCAUCAUCAUAAACCGCACGAGGGCAAGCACCGAAAUGGGACGGGAAGCGAAAAUGGCACGAGUGAUGUAUUGGCCAACAAGCUGAAGCGUGUGAAGUACAUUUCCAAGGGCACAAACGAUACGGAGUACAACAUCUUCCUGAUCUACACGAAGGAAAGCCAAAAUCUUAUCCUGCACAGUCAGCUGGAGCUGUUUCUUCGCAGCCUGCUGAAGUAUAGCACGAUCGAGCUGCACCUGCACAUCAUUACCGACGAGCAGAGUGAACGAUCGGCGGAAGAGUUGAUCAAGCAGCAGAUCGAGCGAUUUCAUCGGACCGCCUUCUACACGCUGUACGAUGUGCGGGACUGUGCGGAGAAGAUUAGCGACAUCGUCCAUGGCAUGAUGCCACUGUUCAACUAUCGGUCCGGAAGCUAUUACAGCGAUGCCUUAUUUCUGCUAUCCCUUGGGUUGCAUCGCAUCGUCGAUCGGAAUAUGCGUCGAGCGAUCCUGAUCGACUGUGACGUUGUGUUCCGAGCGUCCGUGAAGGAACUGUUCGAUCAGUUCGAGCUUUUCGCACCGGAUCAACUGUUUGGGUUGGCUCCUGAGUUAACGCCCGUGUAUCGGCAUGUGCUUUCGCGCUAUCGGAUGAACAAUCCACAUACCAUCUUUGGCAGUCCUUAUUAUAUGGACAAACUUUCCGAGAAAACGGACGAAUCGCCGCCAUCUGCGAACGAAGUCUCGCACAGCAAGAACGCAGUAGCAGUGAAUGAGAACCGACGGCACGGUUAUCCAGGUUUGAAUUCCGGGGUCGUUAUGUUACACCUGGAUCGCAUUAGACGGUCGCGGCUGUACGAGGAAAUCAUCAAGGAGUCGACGGUGAAAAAUAUGGCAGAGAAAUAUUCCUUCCAGGGUCAUCUGGGCGAUCAGGAUUUUUACACGCUGAUGGGGUUCGAAUUUCCCGGGCUGAUCUAUCGGCUGGAUUGUGUGUGGAAUCGGCAGCUGUGUACGUGGUGGCGUGAACACGGUUACAGCGACAUUUUCGAUCAGUACUUCCACUGCGAAGGGACGGUUAAGAUCUAUCACGGUAACUGCAACACGCGUGCACCGGAAUAGGUCUCUCUCUCUCUAUCUGUCUCGCUUCCAUCU